UGAAGUUUCUGGUUCUUUCGAUCUCGUAACACCCAGUCUGUUGUCACCGUGACUUGAAGUGUGCUGGAUUUCCCUCUCUCUGAAGCAAAACAGGUUCAUUUCGUUUCUCACCAACAAGCUAAAACAAACCGAAAGACUAUGAACAGUCUGAUUAGGUCGACGGCCAGGUGUUUGCGGGCGGGCGUGGCGGUCUAUCUGCCCGGGCGAGCCAGCGGACCGGUGUCGCUGGCCGCGGCCCGGUACCUGUGCGCGGCGGCGGACAUACAGAAAGACCUUGGCGAGAUGGUGAAGAAGGACAAGGUGGUAGUAUUUAUGAAGGGGACGCCGGCACAGCCCAUGUGUGGCUUCAGCAACGCCGUGGUUCAGAUCCUCAGGAUGCACGGGGUGGACGACUACGCUGCGUACAACGUGCUGGAGGACCAGGACCUCAGACAAGGAGUCAAGGUCUUCUCCAACUGGCCGACGAUCCCUCAGGUGUACUUCAAUGGAGAGUUUCUGGGAGGCUGCGACAUCUUGCUCCAGAUGCACCAGAACGGAGACCUGGUUGAGGAGCUGAAGAAACUCGGCAUCAAGUCUGCGCUGCUGGAUGCCGAGAAAGAGUCCAAGUAGAGGACCAGGGGUAAACCUCAGGCAGCUGACAAGACAAGAGGAUACAUUUAAAAGGUUCAAUCCCCCUGCGGCUGGCGCAGAAAAGGUCACUUUCUAGCCGGCCACUGACAAAAUUGACUCAUGCUUUCCGAGCUACAAGGCGCACCAAGAGUCCAGAUCUGAGAGGAACUGAUAGGUGUAAGCAGUUUUUGUGAAAGCCCUGUAUCGCAUGUCAUUAGCGUACGUGCAUUACUGUGUUACAGUGUGAAUACAACCGGCUGGGCGAGAGAUACGGAGCUCUUACUGCACUGCUUACACAUAUCCAGCCCUACAGGAUUUGCACAAAUGAAGUGCCUGGGAGGUGAGGACUUGAGUUUUGUGGCAUAUGAAGUGUUGGCUUGGUGUCUCUUCCUCAACCCAAGCCUGUGUAACACCAGCACAUGGACGGGAAAAAGAGUGGACAGUAUUGUCAGUGUGGCAGGUUUCCAGAAUUGGGAGUAUUAAAGGUUUUACCCAGACCUUUAUCCCAUUUCUGUGUUUUGAUCCUUUUUUCCAAAUUUAAUAAGAGGAAAAGAUGAUGGGGAUGCUAAAUACCUUUUACCUAUAACCCUUUAAUAUUCCUCGUAAACAUCCAAGUUAAGCCCCCAGAAAUUAAAUUCCUGUUACUUAAACUUUCUGAAAAACAGUGUCUUAGUAGGCGUAAAUAAAAAUUUCAACCAAUUGAGUCCUCACAAAGUAUUUUUUAACAAUCCCCUCCCUCCAUGCAGUUCAUUAAAACAAAACGGUUUCUCUCUGAGGAACAUCCUGUUCUCACAGGAAAUAGAUCAAAAUCAAGGAAAUAAUAAUAGGGGGUGGCAUGUUGAUUUUUGCCUGCAUAUCUUCUGAUCCUGCCCUCCAAAACAACCCUGUUUCCUCAACUGUUCACUUUUUUCCCCCCUAAGCCACAAGCUGUUCAAGACCAAAUCAGCCUCAGCUCAGCUGGCACCCGGAAGUGAUGUUAUCAUCACACCGGAAACCCUCCAAAUGCACUGCCUGUCUUUCCACUUGAAGGAAGAAUGAAGAGUGGGCAAUACUGUCGCAGCCAGUAAAUACUGAUGGUACAGUGCAUAUGCAGUGAAACCAGGCCACUUGGUCAUCACACAUUUUCCCCAUAAUAAGGUCUAAAGUGGGUGCACAAUGUGUGUCAAAGGUUAAUAAUGCUGAUAUGGGAACCUGUUCACACAAAUAGCUUUAAUUUCACGGUUCAGAUGUCUGUCCAGGUCUGUGCAGUUCGUGAAUGUGUGCCUGGUUUACUAGCCUGUCAUGGGGAGGAAUGUCUGAGAAUUGGGUGCAGGCAAAAUGUCCCUUAUUUGCUCUGCACACAUUUUAUAUCAGUUCUAACUGGUUGCGACAAUAUUGUCUCCCAUGUACUCCUCCACCUGGUAGCCAUGUAUUGUCUACUGCUGAAGGUAUUCAUUUACAAAACACGUACGCUCACUUUAAAUGUACACACCCGCUCAAACGCAACAAUGUUUUCCUCCACCUUUCUCUGCUUUUUCUUCCUUGAAGAUGACUGAUUUACAUUAGUGUGUCUAGAUAAAGAGCUUCAUCUUCAGCUUCAUCAAGUGAUCUAUCAACAGAUCAAGUGUCUAUCCAGGUCUGUGGUAUUUGUGAAUUCCUCAGUGAAUGAAAGGGAGUUUUUCUUUUGUUUUGAGCCGAAUCCCUGACACUUACCAAUCAUAGCAGUUCCUUCUGCUGUAUACAGUUGUAUUAUCAAAGCAGUGCUCAUGUAGUACACUGUAAGAUAUUGUAUAUUGAAAGUAUAUGUAUUUUAGCUGCAUGUAAUGUAUGUACCAAUUAAAUAUUUUGCAACACAA
Messenger RNA from Myripristis murdjan (pinecone soldierfish), 2444 nucleotides. It is a transcript of the gene glrx5, whose product is annotated as glutaredoxin 5 homolog (S. cerevisiae). The transcript is spliced from 2 exons. Gene Ontology annotation, cellular component: mitochondrial matrix. Lineage: Eukaryota; Metazoa; Chordata; Actinopteri; Holocentriformes; Holocentridae. Bases 139 to 609 code for a protein of 156 amino acids. The record is from RefSeq and is a predicted model, not a curated record.